This is a messenger RNA of Sitodiplosis mosellana (orange wheat blossom midge), 1367 nucleotides long. Its product is annotated as protein MEMO1. The record is from RefSeq and is a predicted model, not a curated record. Lineage: Eukaryota; Metazoa; Arthropoda; Insecta; Diptera; Cecidomyiidae. The coding region runs from base 313 to 1194 and encodes 293 amino acids. The transcript is spliced from 7 exons.
GAUCGUGGAACAAAAACAAUUUUUUAUCCACAAUUUUGUUUAAUAAAACUUGGAAAUAAUUACUCGAAAACUCACAGUUUAAUAGUAUAUUUAAAAUGAUUGAAAUUCCCACGUCUACUAUAAUAACUGCUGAAUCUAAUGUACACACUUUGACGUUUACAAUACAACAGACAUGUUUGUAAUUUCAUUGUAAAUAAAGAAUAGGCGAUAGAUUUGCUUUUUUUAUACUGCUGAGUGACGUGAUCAUAUUGUUUUACUGUUGGUUUCAACAUUUUUCUAUUAUUUUGAAGCAAAUUUUCCGAAGAAAAUAAAAUGCCACCACGUAAAGCAACGCACGCAGGCAGCUGGUACACGAAUUCGGGCAGCCAACUGAAUCAGCAGCUUGAGAAUUGGUUAGAUAAGGCUGAAUUAACAUACGGGCCAGCUAGAGCAAUUAUUGCACCUCAUGCUGGUUAUUCGUACUGUGGUGCGUGUGCUGCGUUUGCAUACCGUCAAGUGAGCCCGGCUGUGGUGAAACGUGUAUUCAUUCUCGGUCCAUCGCAUCAUGUCCGAUUACGUGGUUGUGCAUUGUCGAUUGCUGAUAAAUACGAAACCCCACUGUAUGAUCUCAAAAUUGAUACUCAAAUCAAUGCAGAGCUCGAAAAAACCGGUAAAUUCUCCUGGAUGGACAUGAACACCGAUGAAGACGAGCACAGCAUCGAAAUGCAUCUACCAUACAUUGCAAAAGUGAUGGAAGAUUUUCGUAAUCAGUUCACCAUCGUGCCGAUUUUGGUUGGUUCGAUAUCGUCCGAUGUAGAAGCGAUUUACGGUGAAAUCCUCGCACCGUAUUUGGCCGAUUCGCAAAAUCUGUUCGUCAUCUCGUCCGAUUUCUGCCAUUGGGGGAAACGAUUUAGUUACACAUACUAUGACGAAUCGUGCGGGCAUAUUCAUAAAUCCAUCGAAAAAUUAGAUAAAAAUGGCAUGGAUAUUAUCGAAACAUUGAACCCGUCAGCAUUCAACGAAUACUUGAAGCGUUAUAACAAUACGAUUUGUGGUCGUCAUCCAAUCGGCGUAAUGCUACAGGCAGUAAAGUCGUUGCAAUCACGAGGCUAUCGCAUGAAUUUUAAGUUCCUCAAAUAUGCUCAGAGUAGUCAAUGUUUCAAUAUGUCGGAUUCAAGUGUCAGCUACGCAUCGGGGUCGCUAAUCUUUGAAUAAAUUUGAAUGGUUGAUAGAUAAGACGAGAAAUGCAACAUCACCUCAAAACUCUUCGAAUAAUUAUUAUGAUUCAAUGAUUUUUUGAAAUUAUUACUCUAAUGCAGAAUUUGUUUCAUUUCAUUUCUUUUUACUUUUGUUCAAAAUAAAUUCAAAUCAAUUUUAAUUCAUUUGUA